Messenger RNA from Haemonchus placei, 717 nucleotides. The record is from the annotation of a GenBank genome assembly. Lineage: Eukaryota; Metazoa; Nematoda; Chromadorea; Rhabditida; Trichostrongylidae.
AUGCUUUCAGGGAAAUUUGCCGUGGUAACAGGUGGGGCAUCAGGAAUUGGACGUGCCAUCUGCCAUCGUUUGGCUCAGCAUGGAGCAAAACUUUUGGUUGUAGACUUAAACAAGGAUGCCGCUCGGGAAACAGUGAAGAAGAUUGGUAUGAUCCUUCAGAAGCUUACAGAAGAAGUUGCGCGGCUUCAUGAAUUCGUUCUAAAAGAGGUUGCAAAGUCACCGGAUAUUGUAGUCAACUGUGCUGGAAUAACUAGAGAUUCGACAUUGUUAAAGAUGUCCGAGAAGGAUUUUGACGAAGUUGUUGCGGUCAACUUGAAAGGGGUUUAUUUGGUCACUCAGGCCUUUGCUAAGUCUGCUGUGUCGAUGAAAACUCCGCUCUCCGUCAUAAAUGUGUCUUCGAUAGUUGGCAAGGUCGGGAACUUUGGCCAGUGUAACUACGCCGCGACUAAAGCUGGUGUAGUAGCCUUCGGCAAAACAGUAGGCAAGGAAUUAGCAAGGAAAGGCGUGAGAGUUAACACGAUAAUGCCUGGUUUCAUUCGGACUCCUAUGACCGAAGCAAUGCCAAAGAAGGUUCUGUCCACUAUCUGUGAAGGGAUACCGAUGGGACGUAUGGGAGAACCAGAGGAAAUUGCCGAUGUCACGUUGUUCCUCGCAUCUGAUAUGUCAAAAUAUAUGACAGGAGCAACAUUAGAAGUAACUGGUGGCUUGUUCAUGUAG